UGGCAGCAGCGCUUGGUACCAGCCGCCGCAACAAAGAUGCGGGUGUAUGAGCCACUGUUCAGCAACGUGUCUUUGCACGAACACCGGUUCGCAGUGCACUGAACCUCCCAGCCCCCCGCGCAUGUAUCAGUGCUCAUGAUCUGUAUCGACACUCGAACGGCCAACUCGUAGCAACUCGAGUCUGGUCAAGCUAUGCGAUCAAGCAAUGCCCACGAUUGGCGCACCACUCCGCAAAUGGACGGCAUUCCUGCUCCUCUGCAGCACACCCACGACCGCACUUGCCCAGGCGACGAAUAACAACGUGACCUCCAGCACGGGCGCUACUGCAGCUUCGAGUGUCACACAGCAUAGUGCUUCUACUGCUCCUUCGCAGCCAACACCUCUCUCUCGCUCUUACGCCGAUACCGACACGAUAUGCUUGUACCGAACGAUAAAUUAUAUUACGCACACGCUACCUCAGCAAUGUCUGAAGACGAGUUGGUCAGCCCCAGUCGCUACAGUCUCCAGUGACGAAACAGUACCCGCAGCAGAACCAACAUUGACGCCGCAAAUAUCGGCCUCUACUACAAAGGAAGGAGCAGAGAGUAGGGCAGAUGAGAGCACAGGGAGUCCUACACCUGUGUCUGCCUCUUCAGCAGAAGGCACGGGCUCUGUCGAGAGUGUGGCUGGCAGCGGUACCGCAAGCACAGAACCAGAUACUGAGCUGGAGACGGACUCGCCUUUCGACAACGCCAACUUUCUCUCAUUUGACGAAUGGAAGAAGAGAAACUUGGCCCAAGCCGGCCAGUCGCCUGAGAAUGUUGGACAGGGUCGAGCUGCUUCUGCCGACCAGGGGCCUAGAAGGCGCCCGGUCAACGUUAAUGCCUUGGACUCUCUAGGCGAGGAGGCAGAGAUUGAUAUCGAUUUCAGUGGCUUUGGGGACCCAUCUGAGGGAAGCUCCAUUGGCAGUGGUAUCGCUUCAAGGGAUCCGGGCUCUGAAGCUGCAAAGUCUACUGGGGAGGCAGACAAAGCUGGCUCAGGCUCCUGGGCGCUCAGCAAAGAUGCUGGAAAGACGUGUAAGGAGCGCUUCAACUAUGCCUCGUUCGACUGCGCAGCAACUGUUCUUAAGACGAACAAGAAGGCAAAGGGCUCCUCAGCUGUGUUGUCAGAACACAAGGACAGCUACAUGCUGAACGAGUGCUCUGUCGAUAACAAGUUUCUAAUUGUAGAGCUUUGUGACGACAUUCUGGUUGAUACAGUCGUCCUUGCCAACUACGAGUUCUUCUCGUCCAUGUUCCGCCAUUUUCGCGUCAGCGUAUCAGACCGCUACCCCGUUAAGAUGGAGAGAUGGCGCACGCUAGCCACCUUCGAAGCUCGCAACUCCCGCGAUAUCCAACCUUUCCUCGUCACAGAACCACAGAUCUGGGCUCGCUAUCUGCGCAUUGAGUUCUUGACGCACUAUGGCAAUGAGUUCUACUGUCCUUUGAGUCUGUUGCGGGUGCAUGGCACUACCAUGAUGGAGCAGUUUAGACGGGAGGAAGAAGAAGCUCGAGGCGGCGAUGACGACGCUGAAUCGAUUGAAGAGGAGGAGGAUGUUGUUAAGCCCGCUGAUGGUAGUGGCCCAAUACCGGCGGACCGAGUACCAGUUAUACCGGCCAAAGAAGAACCCACGGUGCCGAAAGCGACGGUUCUUGCUAAAAGCACAUCGCAAUCCACCAUCUCUCCUAGCACUCAGCCGGCCCCUAGUCAAACUGUAUCGCAGCCCACGACGUCCGGACUACCAUCAGCUUCCUGGCGAGCGCCACAAUCGACGCCGAUCAACCGAUCGACUGGUGCAUCUGAUAGCAAUGACACCGCCAGCAGCUCAUCAACCAAGUCGUCUUCGUCCACAAAAUCUAAUGCAGACAAUGACAAUGACAGCAAUAUCAACGUGCAAGAUCGAGGGGCUAGCAGCACCACCGUCGCCUCGCAGCAUGCUCAGACACCUCCAGCAUCUCAAAAUACCGCACCUAUUAGUUCCGGUACCAGCUCUGGAGCACCUGCGAUUCGGAAGGAUCCCUCGACUCGCUCGCCUGGAUCUGACGCGGCCCCUUCACCCGCAAAUCAUCCGCCUGCGAAGCCUUUCAACAAUAAUACCGCAGCGAAUCCUUCAGCCCAAACACAGUCACGUCCCUCGCCUACACAACCGAAUGCUGCUGCGCCAUCUACCCAAGAAUCUUUCUUUAAGUCAAUCCACAAACGUCUGCAGUACCUCGAGGCUAACAGCACGCUUUCACUGCAAUACAUUGAGGAACAGUCACGCAUCCUGAGAGAUGCCUUCAUCAAAGUCGAAAAGAAGCAGCUGGCAAAGACAGAGAAGUUUCUGGAGUACAUGAACACAACGGUCAUUACAGAGCUCAAGCACUAUCGCAAUUUGUACGAACAGCUUUGGCAAAGCACCGUCAUUGAGGUUGAAGGCAUCAAAGAGCGACAGAAGUCAGAGAUGGGAGAAAUCGGCGCUAGACUUAGUCUGAUGGCCGACGAGCUCGUUUGGCAGAAGAGGAUGGCUGUCGUUCAGUCAACACUGUUACUUCUGUGUCUUGGUCUAGUCCUCUUCGCUAGAUCAGGGACGAUGGGAGCCGCUGCAGACAUGCCUAUAGUACAGCAACUGGGAACUAAAUACUCCAGUUUCUUCGAUUCUCCUCCACCACCACGAGGACCAGAAACUGGCGUAGACAGACGUAGACGGACGUUCAAGAACAUGUGGCGCAGCGACACCUCGGCUGGACUGAGUGAUAGAAGCGGUCACGAAAGCCAAGGACGUAACAUUUUGUCAGAUGUCGACAGUGACGAUGCAAGAAGUCCUGUUCAGAUCCAGUACAGUCCACCGACUCCCAACACACCAGUUGGUAGAUCUGCGAAUGCCUCACAAUCUGGUUCCUCGCCACCGGAUGUCAACGGAGUUGUGGACGGUGAUUCAGAUUGCGGACACGCGACAUCAAAAAAGGUCCCUGACAUCAGUCUCGAAGACCAAGCCAAGCGCAUACAGGUGUUAGCAACACAAUCCGGUCCGGCGACACCCAACGGUACACGAGACAGCAGACCGUCAUGGGAAGAGGUCAACCGUGCUAUCGAUCAGUUGAAGGCGGAAGAACAAGAAGCUGCACCACCCAAGGAGGUGCGUGUCAAGGGCAAGGCAAGGUCGCCAUUGAGAAGGGCGCAGAGCAGCUACGAUGGCGCUGCGGAUGACAACUCGCCGACCGAUAGCGGCAAUGACCUGUUCAUCAGCAGUUGAUGAUUAUUGGGUAUGCGGCUCUUCCUGGGGCUACUGUGUACUCCAGCGUGGCGUUCGGUUAGUCUAUGAUGCAUUGAGGAAUGAACUGGCGUUUGAGGCAGGCUAUUGUUUUGUUGACUUUUACAUACCCCUUUAUUGUUUGGCUGAGGAAGACGUCAUGUUAAUAUUGAAUCAAC
Molecule: messenger RNA, 3429 nt
Organism: Macroventuria anomochaeta
Lineage: Eukaryota; Fungi; Ascomycota; Dothideomycetes; Pleosporales; Didymellaceae
Exons: 1
Coding region: 206-3253 (1015 amino acids)
Biological process (GO): protein folding in endoplasmic reticulum
Cellular component (GO): cytoplasm; membrane
Source: RefSeq, a predicted model, not a curated record